AUGAGCACUCCGCAGAAGCUUAUAGUACUCGCCUUAGUGGCGACAGCCCUUGCCGGUGAUGCCAAGGAGUCGAGCGCCAAAGCUGCCGUCGAGACGAAAGAAAAGAGCAAACGAGGACUGGAGCUGAGCCUUGGAGGCGGCGGUGGGUUACACAGUUACGGCGGCGGCCUUGGCGGUGGCCAUGGCGGAGGCCUUGGUCUCGGUGGAGGUCUCGGCGGAGGACUGGGUGGAGGAUUCGGUGGCGGCGGAGGCGGAGGCGGAGGCGGAGGUGACGGAGGCCGUAUAACCGGGAUCACUAUCCACAGAGAGAACCAAGUUCGCGUACCACAACCGUACACGGUCGAGAGAAACGUAGCCGUGCCAGUCCCAGUCCCGGUUAAAGUUCCCGUGGAACGGCCAUAUCCGGUACACAUACCGAAACCUUACCCGGUCCCAGUAGAGAAAGCAGUCCCGGUGCCAGUGGAGAAACCGGUGCCAGUGCCGUACACCGUGCCCGUCAAGGUGCCCGUCUCGGUGCCCUACCCGGUUAGCGUGCCAGUAAAGAUUCCAGUGGCGAUCGAGAAGGAGGUUCCGUAUCCGGUCAGUGUUCCCGUCGUCGUUAAGGAGUCCUAUCCUGUUCUGGUUAGCGGUGGUCAUGGCGGCGGCGGCGGCGGCGGUGGUUUCGGAGGUGGUUACGGAGGUGGUUACGGAGGUGGUUACGGAGGUGGUUCCGGAGGUGGCUUUGGCGGACACGAAUUGUCCGGUGGCAUUGGCUUGCAUCAUUGA
Messenger RNA from Eufriesea mexicana, 765 nucleotides. RefSeq names its product keratin, type II cytoskeletal 5. Lineage: Eukaryota; Metazoa; Arthropoda; Insecta; Hymenoptera; Apidae. The transcript has 3 exons. Bases 1 to 765 code for a protein of 254 amino acids. The record is from RefSeq and is a predicted model, not a curated record.